Molecule: messenger RNA, 6104 nt
Organism: Drosophila willistoni
Lineage: Eukaryota; Metazoa; Arthropoda; Insecta; Diptera; Drosophilidae
Product: myosin-4
Exons: 15
Coding region: 336-5906 (1856 amino acids)
Biological process (GO): regulation of autophagy
Source: RefSeq, a predicted model, not a curated record
AGAUUGCAAAGAAGUUGCUGAGAAUUAAUUCUAUUUUUAUAGUAGUUAUAGUUAGUUUUUGUGAAAAUUGCGACAAUAAAACGAAGACAAAAGGCAAAAUCUUUUAGUGUUACGCAACCCUAAACUAAAAACUGUUUUUUUUUUUGUCUUUCGUGCGGCGAGGUAAAAGAAAAAGUUCCGCACAAUUUGCGGGCGCCUUCGGCAUCGAACUCAUCCAUUUUCGAAGCAUAUGCAGCUGGGCCCUCCCAUUCGGCGCCCCUCAACUACAGCUAGAAACUCUUCUAAAUGCGGAAAUAUUUUGUAAAAAGAAAAGCUGAUCAAUUUCAUAAAAACAGAUGCAUCAUCUGUACCCAUCGCUGAAGGGCGAUCAAUUGUGCCCGCUCGGGUUUCAUCCACAAACACGUUAUCCUACGCGAUGUAAGCGCUGCUUUCGUGACUAUAAGGAACAUGGAGCUCGGAGACCUGGCGAAGAAGUGGCCGCUUCUUCGCCAAAUCUCUCCGAUGCCCAAAAUGCGCGGCCAUCUUCGCGUACAUGGACAUCAACGCAAAAUUUGACCAGCGUCAAUUUAAAUAACAGUAAUGAUAUAGUUGUUCACUUCAAUGUAGAGCUAAAGAAACGUCCCCAAUCCUGGGCCUCGACACCGGACAUCGAUGAGGUGGCCGAUCAGGCAAAACGUUCCACUAUCACCGGAACUCGAACAGCCGAAGAUCAUAAUGUGGCUGUUACGGUUAAAUUGCCCGUGGCACCACGGCGUCAUACGACUGCCUUGGACAUCAAAGAGGUGGAAAACACUCUUACUCAUAAUCGAGUUACCGCCUCCCCUAGUAAAACUUCAAGUAUUCCAGAUGAGCUUGUCAUCCUAUCGACGGACAGUCUUGCAGAGCGUGUACGCAAAAUGAAUCUCCUGAAAAAACAGCGUAGUUUGAAUUCAAGGGAAUCAAGCCGAGAGCGUUCUGUUCCACGGAAAGAAGAAGAUAGUGAGCCAGCAGCACCACCUCCAGAUCGACCCGAACGUAGCAAGUCAGGAACAUCACUCAAUGUACCGGCGGAAUUGAAACGUGCUUCUCUGCCACCUAAAAAAGUGUCCGUAGCCACUACAACAGCAGCAAGCAGUGCAAUGACCAACAGCAGUUCAUCAUCUUCGUUGACCAACAACGAAAUGAAAGUAGCAGCAUCCGCCACUUCCUCCACAUCAUCCUCAGUUUCAUCAUCCUCGACAACACGCCGCAAAGAAGUGAGUGAAAGUGUGACCAGCAAGGAAAUCAAAAGACAGACUCUACCCGCCAUGACGCCAGCGAAAUCAUCUGCCCUAACUUCAAAGGUAGAGAGUCAUACGGUGCAGGAACAGAUGACGAAACUACAAGUCGAUCUGGAAGCCAUGAAAUCACGGGCCGAACGUGCUGAACGUGAGAAAAGCGAUAUACUACUCCGGCGAUUGGCCUCAAUGGACACUGCUUCGAAUCGUACUGCCGCCUCGGAAGCUCUCAUUCUUCAGCAAAAGCUGAACGAUAUGAAGGAGCAACUGGAUCGGGUUACCGAAGAUAAACGCAAGCUGAACCUACGUCUGAAAGAGGUCGAACACAAAGGCAAUGAAUCGGAGCUAAGGCGUAAAUUGCAGGCUGCCGAGCAAAUAUGCGAAGAGUUGAUGGAAGAGAAUCAGGCUUCCAAAAAGGAAAUACUCAAUCUUCAAGCUGAGAUGGAUGAGGUGCAGGACACAUUUCGGGAUGACGAGGUCAAGGCCAAGACAAAUUUACAAAAGGAUCUGGAGAAGGCAACCAAAAAUUGUCGAAUUCUUAGCUUUAAGCUGAAGAAAAGUGAUCGCAAAAUAGAAACGCUCGAGCAGGAGAGACAAAGUUCCUACAACGCGGAACUUGCUGCCAAGGUCAAAAAACUGGAGGAAGAAUUACGAUUUUCCAGUGAGCUUACCAGAAAAUUGCAGGCCGAGGCAGAUGAGCUGCGUAAUCCCGGCAAGAAGAAAGCUCCCAUGCUGGGUGUUUUAGGCAAAUCAACCUCAGCCGAUGCCAAAAUUACACGCGAAUCCUUAACACGUGGUGGCUCUCAGGAGGAUCCACAGCAUUUGCAGCGUGAACUUCAAGACUCCAUUGAGCGCGAGACUGAUCUAAAGGACCAACUUAAGUUUGCCGAAGAAGAGAUUCGUAGAUAUCGUCGUCGUUUGGCAAAGCCAAAACUAUUUAAUCGCGGCACUCAAACAUCUGAAUUGAAUGAGGAGCCAUUAGCUUUUCCUCGUUCCACACAGACUGUGAGCGUCAGCUACACGGAUGCCGCCACAGGCAUGGAAUAUCAUGAAUCUCGAUCUAGUGAACGCGAAACCACUCCUUCUCCGUUUGUAGCUCUAUUUCCAUCAACAGCACCAAACACUUCCACAUCUGCCAGAGGAGUCAUUCGCAAUUCCCAGUCCUUACUCUUUCCUAGCGCCAUUUCACAUAUUCUUCUGACUGGGGCAGGGACAGCUGGUCGCAAACUCAGUCCUACACCACAUGCCCUUCAUCGCCUGGCCCCCGAGGUCCACGCUGAACGUGAUGAAGGCAUCUCUGAUGAAGACGAUCCAGCCGAGCUGCGUAUUCUCCUAGAGCUAAAUGAACAAGAAGCUUCCAUAUUGCGCCUCAAAGUUGAAGAUCUGGAGAAGGAGAAUGUUGAAUCGAAAAAAUAUGUUCGGGAAUUGCAAGCCAAAUUAAGCUCGAAUGGCAAUGCAAAGCCGUCGCUUCUAAGUUUUGGUACUUCAUCCAGUGCAGCGGAUAAGAAAGUAAAGUUAUUGAACGACGAGUUAAGCCAAUUGAAGAAAACAUUACAAGAGCGAGAGAAAACUUUGGAAUCCAUGAAGGAUCAGCUGACCAAAAUAAGUACUCUGGAGGCCGAGAAUAAGCGACUGCAGAGCAAAGGCGAUGGCGAUGCAAUCAAAUUGAAAGAGUCUUUAAGCCUGGUCCAAAAGGAACGUGAUGAACUGACGGCACGACUCAAGCGCAUGCAAUUGGAGGCAGAAUCCAAGCUGCCGGCUCGAACAGCCAAACGUGUAAGUGACUUGACACCCAAGAGUCAUCUUAAGAAAUGGGUAGAAGAGCUCGAAGAUGAGAUCGGUGAGCUGAGAAUAAUGCUUAGCUCAACUGGCACCGAUCAAGUAAAGGCUCUGCAAACAGCCAAGAACUCCUUGGAGGAGGAAUUGCAAAAGUAUAAGCAAAAACUAACACUGGCCGAGGGAGAUGUACAAAGGUUAAAGCAAUUGAAACUCACCGAAAUGGAACAAAAGGUCAAGAAGAGUGAUGAAGAGUCCAAGAAGUUGAACACCAAACUUAAAGAACUCGAAGAAAAGCUAAAGAAACAGGAUGCACAGCUUAAGCUAAAUGAAACCAGCAAAUCCUCUCUGGAAACACAAACAAAACGUGAGAAGGAGAAACUUUCAACCGUAGAGAAGGAUCUCGAAAAGCAAAUGAAGGAAAAGGAAAAACUGGAAACGAAAAUCAGUCAAUUAGACGCUGAAUUAUUAAGUGCCAAAAAGUCGGCAGAGAAAUCAAAAACCUCGCUAGAGAAAGAGAUUAAAGACUUAAAGACGAAGGCCAGUAAAUCGGAUAGUAAACAAUUGCAAGAGCUCAAAAAGCAAGUGGAGGACUCUCAAACCGCAUUGAGUGCGGAACAGAAGCGUUAUGAGGAUCUCAAUACACAUUGGGAGAAAUUGUCAGAGGAAACCAUUUUGAUGCGUGCCCAAUUAACCACCGAGAAGCAAUCCCUGCAAGCCCAGCUCAAUAGUCAAAAGCAAAAGCUCUCCGAAAUGGAUACCAUACGCAUUGAACGCACUGACAUGGCCAGGAAAUUGAGUGAGGCUCAAAAGAAAAUCAAUGAACUCGAGGUCAAGACCCUGAAAACUGGCAAUAGCAGUGAAUACGAAAAGACUGUCCUGAAGAAUAAGCUAUCAGAGAAGGAGCAUGAAUACGAACGUCUGCGUAGAGAGAAUGAGAUGAAUAUUGAUUUAGUAUUUCAAUUGCGCAAGGAUAAUGAUGAUCUAAAUGGAAAACUGAAUGAUUUUAAUCGGAUAGAGCAGGCUCAAUCAUCGCUAAAUGGACACGGUGCCCGACGUGAAGCAGAGAUUCUGGAGCUCAAGCAACAAUUACAGAGCACAGAACUACAAAUGAAGUCAGAGGUCGCCACAACCCGUUUACGUUACGAGCAGCAGGUGAAAAAUCUUAGUGGUGAGCUCAAUUCAAUGCAGCGCCAAUGUGAACGCUUUAAGAAAGAUCGCGAUGCCUUUAAGCAAAUGUUGGAGGUGGCACAAAAGAAAAUUGGCGAUCUAAAAGCCAAUAAUACGGGUCGACAGAGUCGUGGGUCUAUGCAUAGCAGCGAUGAUGAUGACAAGAGCAAGAUUGCUUAUCUGGAGCAACAAAUUGGACACUUGGAAGAUCAAUUGGUGGAGUCUCGACUAGAGUCGAGUAAAGUUAAGACCGAACUUGUGUCCGAGCGGAGUGCAAAUGAAAUUAAAAUAUCCGAAAUGCAAUCGAAACUCAAUGAGUUUGAAGAGGAGCGAGUCAUUGGCUCGGGCAGUACCAAAUUGCCGGGCAUGAAAACCAAACUGGAGUUAUCCUGGCAAAAGGAGCGUGAGGAUCAACAGCGUCUGCUACAAGAGACAUCCACAUUGGCCCGCGACUUGAGGCAAACUCUGUUUGAGGUCGAACGUGAGCGGGAUAAGGAGCGUUUAGAAUCGAAGCGAAAAUUGGAUCAAAUCAAACGUGCCACCGAAGAGGAAAUGGAGGAGGGACGCAAGAAGAUAGCCGAAUUGCAAUGUGAUCUAUUGGAAUUGAGGGAUGUUCAUGCCAAGCUGCGAACCUCCAAUGAGAAACUACGCCGAGAGCGUGAACGCUAUGAAAAAGAGCUAAUCAAGCGGCGUCUAGAGCACGACGGUGGCGAACGAAAAGUGGGAGCACUUCUACAAACGGUCGACGAACUGGUUAAAAUUGCACCAGACCUUAAAAUGGUUGGUGGGGCAUCUUCAAGAUCAAAUAAUACGCCUGCCUAUGAUAAUACCUUAAGACCCGAGCAGGCAAAUGUGCGACGUAGUCGCAGUCCAUCGCCUACACUAAAUAGCUCUCAGAUCACCAGCGUAUUGGCCCGUUUGGCAGAGGCCUCCGAAGAACUGCGCAAGUUCCAGCGCCUGAACGAGGAUGAACAGGAGCGUAGUCGGAUGAGACGAGGUAAUCUAAGACGUGCUGCCUCACAGGAGAAUGAUCAUCAUGGAAGCACCAGCUCUGUGGCCAGUGCGGCUGGUUCACAACGUGGCGGAGGACGUUUAUCACGGAAUUCCUCCAACAAUGGCAGUCUAAUACGCAAGAGUUUAUCUCUCGAUCACUCCAUACAAAGGGAUCAGAACAUUUGGCGACAAGAUGAUGGUAGUGUAUCCUCAAUGCAAUCUAUUGACUCCGAACUGGGUGGAUUGGUGCGUGAUUCCAGUUUGGACUCACGUUUAGACUCCCGCCUGUCGGGCGGCUCCACACAAAGUGACAUACCAAGAGGACCACGUAAGAAAAAGAAGGGUAUUAUGGGCAAGCUACGCAGCCUGACAAAAAGUAGUCGCAAUUCCGAGAGUGAAAUAUCUAUUCAAGGAUCCGAUUCUGACAUCAGUGUUGCUAGCGACAUGAGAUCCAGUAAAAAGGAUAUUCGUGGACGUUUCUCUGGCAUUUUUAAGCGUUCGGGUUCCAAUUCCCGCAGUGAGAGCAUAGAACGCGCUAGUUCUGAGCAAAGACCUGUAGCAGUCACUGUAGUUGGCCAUCCAGAUGGUCCCCAACCACGAGAGCCGCCACCUGCCAAUUCCUUAACACCCAAACCAAUACGUUCGAUGCCAAGACCCCCAAGUGGCACCACACCCGUCACACCAACCACAAGACGACGCCAAGCCAAGUAGUCCAUCGACAGUUUUUGAAUAGGUUCUCAUUUGUAAUCAUAGCUUAGAUUCGUUUGUCGUUAUCCCUCUCAUACAAGUUCCAGUUCAUUAUUUUUUUUCAAUUUAUAUAGUGCGUAGAUUUGAAUAUUGUUUUUGCUUUUUUUCUCAUCAUAAUUUCUUAAAAUAAAAUAAAUGCAUCUUUUUAUGAAAUCCGUAAAA